UUUUUCCCCUUGACAUUCUAGCUGCUGUCAGUACAUUUGCUGGGGAAUUCCUGACGAGAUUUUACUUGUCCUUCCAUGCUGUUCUUUCUGGGGUUUCCUUGUUUCUUUUUGUGAUCCCGUUCCAGAUGGCUCAGCAGUGCAUCCAAAAUGAGUAUUUUGACAAAUUGCUUACUGCUUGCAAACCGUGUCACCUUCGAUGUUCUAAUACCCCUCCUCUACCUUGUCAGCGUUAUUGUGAUGCAAUGAAAGAAACGAAUACAAUUCUCUGGACCUGUUUGGGCCUGAGCUUGAUCGUUUCUUUGACAGUUUUCGUGUUGAUGUUCUUGCUAAAGAAGAUGAAUUCAGAACCAUCAAAGAAUGAACGUAAAAACACAGGAUCGGCUCUCCAGAACGAGGUGAACGCUGACCAGGAGGAGGGCCGUGCUAGCAGGACUGGUGAGGAAGUUCUCUUGAGGGGCCUGGAGUACACAGUAGAAGAAUGUACCUGUGAAGACUGCGUCAAUUCUGAAUCAAAGGUCAACUCUGACCAUUUCUUUCCACUUCCAGCUAUGGAGGAAGGUGCAACCAUUCUUGUCACCACGAAAACAAAUGACUACUGUAACAGCCUGCUAGCUAGUAUCACAGAGAUGGAGAAACCCAUUUUUACCAGAUAAUCAACCAUUUCACCUGGUGUAGAGCUGCUUUGAAAAUCCUAUGUCAGAAGGAUGAGGUAUCAGAUCUCUUUAGGAUGAUUGUACUUAUUGGUUGCUGAUAGAGCUUUUUGUCCUGUAAUUCUAGAAAAUCUUUGUUAGAUGUACUUCCCUACCUUACUGUUGGGAGCUUAACUGUGGAAAUUUCCUUGGUUUCAUGAUUAAAUUCUUGACUCACUGAAGAAAAGCA
Messenger RNA from Callorhinus ursinus (northern fur seal), 879 nucleotides. It is a transcript of the gene TNFRSF17, whose product is annotated as TNF receptor superfamily member 17. Gene Ontology annotation, biological process: tumor necrosis factor-mediated signaling pathway. The record is from RefSeq and is a predicted model, not a curated record. Gene Ontology annotation, molecular function: signaling receptor activity. Lineage: Eukaryota; Metazoa; Chordata; Mammalia; Carnivora; Otariidae.